This is a messenger RNA of Aspergillus heteromorphus CBS 117.55, 1679 nucleotides long. Its product is annotated as Paf1-complex subunit LEO1. The transcript is spliced from 3 exons. NCBI's taxonomy places the organism in Eukaryota, Fungi, Ascomycota, Eurotiomycetes, Eurotiales, Aspergillaceae. The record is from RefSeq and is a predicted model, not a curated record. Bases 112 to 1488 code for a protein of 458 amino acids. Gene Ontology annotation, cellular component: Cdc73/Paf1 complex; nucleus. Gene Ontology annotation, biological process: positive regulation of transcription elongation by RNA polymerase II; transcription elongation by RNA polymerase II. Gene Ontology annotation, molecular function: RNA polymerase II C-terminal domain phosphoserine binding.
CGAUUGGUCUGUUCUCUUGAAAAUACAUACCCAUUCUUCCUCCCCAUCUGGAUUGUCCGUCCCUGCUCCAGCUCGGCCAGCUUUACCACCUUCUUCAGCCCCCCCACCACCAUGUCUUCUUCGGACGAAGACGUUCGCCGUCCCGGGCGCGGGACUGGUGCCGGUCAGCCAGGGAGCCCGUCUGGAAGUGAACACAGCAAUCCGGCACGCAGCCCAAGUCCCGUCGGCUCAGAUGCGGGCAACGCGAACGGUUAUGAUGAUGCGGACUUGUUCGGCUCGGACGCGUCCGACGGAGGUCUGGGCGACGACAAUGAUCGACCCCAGCGGAGACUCGACGAUGAGGAGCUUGACUCCGGGGAUGACAUGGAUCGCCAUGAUCGGGCGGGUGAUCAGAUGGACUACGACAGGGGCGAGGAUUACGAGGAGACUGUGAACAUCAUGGAUAUGAGUCUGAGCCGGGCACCGGAGCCAGUCAAUUCGAACGGCGAGGUGUACACAAUGCCGGUCCCCCAUUUCCUAUCGGUCGAAACAGAAGAGUUCAACCCGGCGACCUAUGUUGCGCCCCCAUUUGCGACAGCUGCCACAUCUCUGUGCUGGCGCUAUGACCCGCAAGACGAGUCGCUCCUUCAGUCGAAUGCUCGGAUCAUCCGCUGGGAGGACGGCUCCAUGACCUUGCAGCUAGCUUCCGCACCAAAAGAACAGUAUCGCAUCUCGACCAAGCCCCUUGCACCGCUCAACAAGUCCGGCGAAUACGACACCAAACUAGACUCCCACGUCUACCUCGGAGCAGCCGCAGAGGCCUCCUCGGUGUUCCGACUGACCUCUCAUCUCACUCAUGGGUUGACCGUUUACCCGACAACCAUGGAGACGGACGAUGCUGUGCAGCGUCUGCAGGAGUCCCUCGCGGCUGCCGCCCGCGGAGGCAAGAAGACGCUGGAUGGUUCGGCGCCGGUUAUUGAGGUGAAGGAAGAUCCAGAACUUGCUAAGCGCCAGGCCGAACUGGCGGAGCGCGAGAAAUUGAAGGCGGCGCGUCGCCGCCAGCAACUUGCAGACCGGGAGCUUGACCGUGGACGCCGCGUCGGGUUCUCACAUCGCACCGGGGGCGCUGGCCUCACUGUGGGUGGAUUGGAAGAUGACGAUGGUCUCUUAACGACACGGCCUCGUGCGAAGAAGCCCCGCAAGCCUAACCGUCGUGGUGAGAUCUACACCGACGAUGAGGAGGACUACGACCGCCGCGGACGGACCCGGGAAGAUGAGUACGACGAGGACGACGGUUUCCUUGUCGGCAGUGACGAAGAACCCGAAAUCGUCGAUGACGACGAUGAGGAGGAUGUGCUUGAAGAUGAAGAUAUGGAUGCCGAGGGCGAGGAAGAAGACCAGCCGCCCGCGAGACCCCGCCAGAAACGAGCAUCUCCCGAUGCUGGGGCUAACACUCCGCCGACUCGGAAGAAGAACCGCUACAUCGUGGACGACGACGACGAGGAGUGAAUGCUUUUCUAGAUCUAUCAUCCCUCCUCCGCAUUGCCUCACGGUUCUUAUGAAUCUUGCUUUCCUAUGCUAAUGACAUUUAAUUGUACCAUCAACCCGGGGGGUCGUUAUCGGCGCAUGAAUGGUCCAUCUCCGCGUUCCCUGCUGCACUUUGAUUUCUUCCAGGACAUUACAAAAUAAACAUUAAACCG